Messenger RNA from Folsomia candida, 3518 nucleotides. RefSeq names its product transient receptor potential channel pyrexia. The record is from RefSeq and is a predicted model, not a curated record. The transcript is spliced from 15 exons. Bases 449 to 2989 code for a protein of 846 amino acids. Gene Ontology annotation, cellular component: membrane. Gene Ontology annotation, biological process: monoatomic ion transport; transmembrane transport. Gene Ontology annotation, molecular function: monoatomic ion channel activity; protein binding. NCBI's taxonomy places the organism in Eukaryota, Metazoa, Arthropoda, Collembola, Entomobryomorpha, Isotomidae.
GUUCAUCUGUGGAGUUCAUGAGUUUACCAACUCAACCACAACCAACGCUUACUUCCGUCCGAGAUCGGAUUGGACACUUCCAACUCACUGCUUAACUGGGUGGUAGUAGAAAGUGAUAGUUGAGAAAAAAAGUUCCCACAGACCACUAACUUGCAUUUCUGAGCGUAGCAUAUCAACCAAUUUAGUUCACGUAGAGGAAGUUGCAAACAAUAGCAGUUUGUGAAGAGGUGAAGGGCGUGCGAAUCGGAUUUGUGCAUGGGAUUAACCUUUGUCUAAAACUGAAUUCACUUCCAAUUUUUAUGUCAGAUAGUCAAAACCUGCAGUCAGUCUCGGAAUAUGCUUAAAUAAAUUAUUAAAUUGGCAGCCCCUAAUUUGAAUAAGUGGACAAGUUACUAUUGCAGCUAAAGGAGUGUGUCGUAGUAAAGUUUCCAGUGGAGUGAACCCGAAAAUGGGACAAAACCAAGUGAAAGAAAAAUCUCGAGAAGAGGACGACACGUCCACGCCCAUUUUAAUGUCAAACCUAAAUUCCGACGAUUCUGGGGAGAAAAACCAAGUCAGCUUUCACCAGUUGGCAUAUCGCGGAUACAUUGAUGAAAUUAAAUUAAUCUUGACAAAAGAUGAUUUUAGUGGAGAAUCCAUCGUGAGAAAGUUGGAUUCACUGAAUAAAACACCAGUUCACAAUGCUGCGCUGGGUGGUGGACGAUCGAAAACGGAGCUGGUGACGAUGCUCUUGAAACAUGACCAGGACGAUGUCCGUUCCAACAAUUUAGAAAAACUCGUCAACUUGAGGGACACCAAGGGGAGAACAGCUCUCCAUUACGCCGCCGCCUCUAGACGCCCUGAUCUCAUUGCAAAACUGCUCAACGAUUUUGAAGCCGACCCCAACAUUGUGGAUGCUGAAGGCUGCACCCCUCUGCACAUUUGUUCUUUACAAGGAUACUCUGAGGAGGACGUGACGUGUUUGGAAGUUCUUCUCAAGUGUCCUCAAGUAAAUCGUUAUCAGCUCUGUGGACCAGCCAGGCAUGAGCAAUCGGCCGUUCAUCUCGCAGCAAAUGCAAUGGCGGACAAAGUACUAAAGCACUUACUCAACAGUGGGUUUGACCACAGCAAGCAGGACAGUCGAGGACUUUCCCCCUUACACCUUGCCGUAAAUGCUGGUGACACUCCAGAAGCAGUGGCAUGCGUCAAGGAACUGUUGAGGGCGUGCAAUAUAAAGGAGGUGAACGCAAAAUCUGCGGAAAACGGUCAGACUGCUUUGCACAUGGCGGCGUACAAGUGUCAUUUCAACGUUCUCCGAGCCCUCUUGGACGAAACUAACACGGACAUUUGGGUGCUGGACGAUCAGAAAAGAACAGCCCUCCAUUGGGCAACGGAAGCAUGGUUCAGAAAUCAGAGUUUGGCAUGCAUCAAGUUGCUGGUUGAGAGCAACAAGGUGGCGGAUUGGCAGGACAAGGCCAACUUUCUCUACGGAGACAACACUGGGGAUCCGAGAAGCAAAUAUAAGAACGAGACGGCGAUGGAAAUUGCUCUAAAACAUAAGGCCAUUCGCAUUACGGAAUAUCUCAUCCAGGCGCACCCCUCUCCGGAAGCAUGGUUGGAUGACCAAAUGAUGGACAAGAUUUACAGAACGCUGCCCGAAGCCAUGAUUCCUUUGAUGAACAGCAAAGGGCUGACUUACAACCCUGCCAAGUUUCAUGAACGGAACGAGUCGAUUGAUGCAAGUUUUGGUUGUCUGACUGGCUACGCAGAUCUCGAGGAAGACGAUCCCGGAUAUCCGGUCAAGCACGAGACGAAAUACUUGCACUCCAUUCUCCACGCUCCCAAAGAGAUUCAGCAGAGUUUGCUCUUACACCCGCUCAUUCAAAUAUUCAUUGACAUCAAGUGGAAAAAAAUUCAGCAACUCACGUGGAUCACCAUAAUCUUCCAGUUCAUCUGGCUACUGCUCUACACCGUCCUGGUCUUCGAAGUCUAUGUGCCUGAUUGUAAGGAAGAAGUGAAUCCUGGAAUUGAUAGCAUGACGAACGGAGAAACGCCUAAAAACAAGACGAGAAGUCUGAAAUUUCUGCUCAGUCUUGGAUUCUACUCAUCGGAAGACUCUAACAUUAACGACUGCGUUUUUAACACGGGAGCCGCCAUCUCCAUCGUGGUUGUGCUCUACGUAAUGAGUGCCUUCGUCGUCAUGAAGGAGAUUUUCCAAAUGCUGAACAAUCGCAAGUACUUUCGAAGCUAUGCAAACUGGGCCCAAUGGACUUUGCUGAUUGUCUUCUUCAUCAACUCGAUCCCCGCGUUUUACUCAUCACCGGAAAUUGAAAAAUGGCAGAUAUACUUGGCAGCAGCUGGAAUGUUCAUCGGCUGGGUUCUUAGUCUUCGCGAAAUUGCAAAGUUUCCGAAUUGCGGUAUCUAUUCCGCCAUCCUGAAAAAGGUAUUUUGGCACUGUCUGAAAAUGUUGGGGUUUUACGUCCCUCUUCUCGUCGCGUUUGCAUUGACCCUUCGGCUUCUGCUUCCAGGCAAAGGACAGUACAACUACCUAUUUUUCGGAAUUGUGAAGGUAUUGAUCUUGAUGACGGGGGAGCUUGACUUUGACGACUCUUUCUACAAAGACGAAGGACCCCAACUCGCCCUUAACUUCAUUUACGGGCAAUUCGUGUUCCUUCUUCUCGUUUUCGUCACCACCAUCGUCCUACUAAAUCUCCUCACCGGGUUGGCCGUCAACGACGUGCAGAGCUUGAUCGAGGAGGCAGAAAUAAAUCGGCUGAGCAACGAAUUGGAACAGAUUUUCCUCUUGGAGUCGCUCUUGCUCUUCAUUCGAGACAAACUUGGAAAAGGCUCUUUAGCCGAAUUUUUCCACAAAUUCAAUGUUACAUCAGUGGCGACACCACUCUACUACUACGUCACGUCUAAAAUUUCUGGGAUCGAGACUCGAUCGUAUUCUCCGGACUUGAAGAAGAGGAUCAAAAUGGUCAUGACUGCGGACGAAUCUUCGGAUUGAUCUCAAAAUUAGCUACAAUAAUGCUAGACUAGAACUAUUCACUUCUUUACAUAAGUACGGAUCUACAUUACGUUUAUAGUAAUGCAAUUUGUAUAGUGAGAGAAUCUCUUUCCGUCCAUGGGUUUUGUUUUGCGGUUUCCAACAAUCCCACUUCAGUAUUGCAGACACCUUUUGAUCUUUUUUGAGACUUGUUUUUUAGCAGUGUGUGCAUGCACAUACGAAAUACUCUCGUGUUCAACUGAGGAUGCAUUUUAUUUUAUUCGUAGUCCGAGCCAGGGCUUGAUUGGGUAAAGCCAUAAGCCAGGUCUUGGACCCAGUUGAAAAAUGAUCUAAAUUCAGAUAACUGUAAACGCUAGGGUUAAAUGGAAACUGUCCAUAAUUUACAUAAUUUCCGUUAAUGAUUAACCAACCUAAUCAAUAUUUUAUCUAUGCAGAUUUACGUAACUCUAGUGUAUGUACGUUUUAUAUUUUAAUUUGACAAUAAUAUACAAUUUUGCUUGCAUAAAGAAUGUUUCAAAGAAUGUUAAAA